AUGGAUGCUACCAGGUGUAGAGAAGACAGAGGUUUGACAUUUACUCUGACUUUCACUUUGUCAUCAUUUGCAAUAUAUCUAUUUAAAACAAAACUUAAUCUUUAUGUUUUUCUUUCGUUGUCUUCGACAGACAAGAGUCCCAGUGAUCGUCACGAAGGCCACGAUGGUCUUGAUGAUAACGACGACGAUCUUCUUCACGACAGCGAAGCUUCCUCACCCGAAGACUGCGGUAGGAAGUCGGUGGGUGAACUCGGCGGAAAAGAGAAUGGCGACGCCAACAACCUAAGCAACGGGACAAACGGAAGCAACAAGAGCAGACGACGACGGACGGCAUUCACGAGCGAUCAGUUGCUGGCUCUGGAAAAGGAAUUCAUCGGCAAGAAAUAUCUGACGCUGAGCGAACGCGCACACAUCGCACGCUUUCUGCAAUUGAGCGAGGUCCAGGUCAAGAUAUGGUUCCAGAACCGCCGCGCCAAGUGGAAGCGACUGAAAACGCACUCGUCUAUCCUAGGGGGUGGGCACCGUGGAGGGAAUGGAGGCAGCGGCGGGGGCGGUGGAGGUGGUAGCGGCGGUGGAAACUCCAAGUUGGUUGUUCCUAUUCCGGUCCAUGUGAACCGAUUUGCUGUGAGAUCGCAAGAGCAGUGUAGACCGAGGAUGGUGGAGCCAAUGGGACAAGCCUCGCAACAUCACCACUCUCUCGCUCAUAACCCAUCGUUAGGAACUCUAGGACAGACACACAGUGAAGGAUUAGCAGCAUUGAGAAAUAGCAUCACGUAAAACUUUUCAUCGUAGUUAUGUGUCGUCUUCAUUCUUGUAUUACAUGUUUUCACUUUGAGAUGAGACGUUUCAAUCUACAGUCUCCCCUCCCCCUCCUCCAAGUGUGUUGUGUAGUACGUUAGCUGUGACAAACGAAUGUCGUUCCACUAAGUCCUGUAGUUUUACUACAUCUUCUUUAUAUAUCAUCGCACCUGCACAUACAAAAAACAACAAGCAGAUAGGCAUGGCUUAAUUUUUUUUCAUUCAAGAGCUACGAUAUGAAGGCUUAUGUUUUUCUUCAUUCAAGAGCUAAGAUAUGAAGUACUUAGUGUCAAGUGGUCCUUUUGUUUUUUAAACAUCGUUUAUGCAUUAUAAUGUAUGUAUUGCGGGGUAAAAUGUUUGAGCAGGGCGGAAGAUAAUCAGCUAAGAUAUUUUUUAAUUCGUUUGAUUUUAGUACGCAUAGAUAGGGCCAUGGGAACGUUUAAAAAAAAUUCUAGUAAAUAUUUGACGCGAAGAAGGAAACAACUAUUUACAAUGUAAACGAGACUGCUUAGAAGAAAACUUAUUCUGUAUUUGAACAUUAGUCACACAAUAUUAUAUCGUACCGUUUGAUCAUAAUGAUUUUGAUUCGGUUCAAAGAAUAUGAAUAAUUCACGUUUGCGAUUUUAUUAAAAGCUACAGGUGGAUCACCGAUAAUCAGACAAGAAAUUUGAUUAAUCUCAAAAGAAUAUUCUUCAUUUCCUUUUUCCAACAGUUUUCAAGAACUUAUAUGGAUUAUACAAUAAGAAUGUGCUAACUUUACGUUUGAAUAUGAUUUUAUCGUCGCAUAAUUAUGAUGAUUUGCAGAAAAAUAGGAAAACAAUUGUAUGCUUUUGUCAUGGACUUAUACAACACUUUGGGGUGCCAGAUUAACCCAUCGUCGAUAUAAAUGAUUAGUGCAGAUCCGUGAUAUAAAAGCAAUUAAGGUAUCAAGAGCUGUGUGAUUUUUUAUAUGCAAAAACACACUUAAACAAUUCUUUUGAAUAUUGGAAUCAGCCUCGUUCAACUGCAUGGAGAUUGAAAUAUGGUUCGUUUUCUUCCUUGUGCAUGUUCUAUUAUGGAAAGAAAAACACCAAUUUACAUUGCUCUCAUAUUAUGCAGACGUUAUGCACUAAUGAACGACCUUUUUGGUGUUUUAGUUGUUUACUCUUUCUUACGGUAUAACGACAUCCAUCCAUAUUAAAAAUAUUAAUUUAGAGAAUAUUUAAAGACAAUUUUCAGGGAAAAGUAUUUCACCAAAUACUUAUCACUUACCACAGGAAAACGUGCAAUAUUUACCUAUGAUAUUAUAUGUAAGUUCAAAGUUUAUUACAUCAUAUCUGACGUUCGUUCUAGAUUCACGCUGUAUUCGAUUAUUUUUUAGUUUGUUGUUUAAAAGUAGGUCAAAAGCACAACUGCAGAAUCUUCUUGUCAGAAGGUACCUUAUGUUAUGAAAUCUCACUAAUUCAACGGCCAUACGUCACAAUAAUAAGAGUAAUACUAGGUAUUCAAAUUGGCGCUAAAAGAGUCUAAAUAUUGUUCCAAAAAUACAAUGGGGACCGUUUUGUAUAUUAUUCUAACAAAAUGGCACUGAUGUAUCGGAACAGGAUUGGUGAACAAAGAAAGGGUAGAUUUUAAGUAUAGAUAAAGAGGACGUUAAUAUGGUAGCUUGGACUUUAGAGAUCCUUAUCUUAUUCUCAAGCAGGUGUUGUGCAUCGGUUACUAGAGUUUUAGAAAGCUGCAGGGUGAUACUCACGUUUAAGAUCUUAUUCCGUAAUGCUAUAACACGAUAACAUGCCCUAGAUCCAUACCGAACACCUGAUCUAGAGUUUGAGAGUAUUUCAAGAGACAAACAACGGGUUCACAAAGGGACGAUGCAGACAAUCUAAAGGUUAAGCGCUGAUAUUCGAUUUCACAUCGAUAUAUAAAUUGUGGAUUUAUCACCUCCAAUUUAAGCGUUCCAAUUAGAUUUAUAAGUCAAACGGACAUGGUUUUUAAUGUAUCUCACCGCUUACGUUCCCCAUCUAUAUAUAAUUGCUUGAUAAUGAAUCGUUUGGAUGGAUUAUGGAAAGUAGGCAUAACAAUAUAACACAAAAAUGGCAGGUUGCCACAUAUUAUACACAAACUAGUCAUAAUUACAAACAAAAAGUGCUUUACUUGAAGAAGCGCCCCACAUCUCCAAGAAUUGAAAUAGACAAUACAAUUUCUCAACCCAUUAUUGUACAGACAUACUGGCCAGUUUGACCACGUAAUUAUAUAUUUGUAAAGAGUGGAAGCAAUUCUCACUUGGAAUGUUGUUUUCUUUCUCAUCCUGUCAGAGUAUUGUAAAUAUAAGUGUGUAACUUAAACAAGGAGUGUUAACAGUUUCAUGUAUAAAAAAAACACGAACAAAUAAACAACCAAAAUAAUGGUGCUACUUCAACACGAUA
Strongylocentrotus purpuratus (purple sea urchin) is the source of this 3203-nucleotide messenger RNA. RefSeq names its product homeobox protein unplugged. Bases 1 to 777 code for a protein of 258 amino acids. The record is from RefSeq and is a predicted model, not a curated record. Lineage: Eukaryota; Metazoa; Echinodermata; Echinoidea; Camarodonta; Strongylocentrotidae. The transcript has 2 exons. Gene Ontology annotation, cellular component: nucleus. Gene Ontology annotation, biological process: regulation of nervous system development; regulation of transcription by RNA polymerase II. Gene Ontology annotation, molecular function: DNA-binding transcription factor activity, RNA polymerase II-specific; RNA polymerase II transcription regulatory region sequence-specific DNA binding.